Messenger RNA from Penicillium crustosum, 315 nucleotides. RefSeq lists its product as uncharacterized. NCBI's taxonomy places the organism in Eukaryota, Fungi, Ascomycota, Eurotiomycetes, Eurotiales, Aspergillaceae. The transcript has a single exon. The record is from RefSeq and is a predicted model, not a curated record. The coding region runs from base 1 to 315 and encodes 104 amino acids.
AUGGAGCAAUUUGCGGACGAAUUAUUCGGAGACAGGUUCAGUGAAUAUCCCCUCCUUCUCCAUCCAUUGUACGGGACUAUUAUCUUCGUCAGAGAGGGGUUCAAAUCAUUCUACUACAUUUUGUUGCCCGGUGUCGUCGCUUACGCCAUCCUUAUGGGAGCUGUUGCAUUGCUAGUCAUUUUAAUUCUAAAUAUUGCAGAGAUGGCAGGAAGCCUGCGAAAGAACGACGAGGGGACACGAAAGAAAAGUGGCGACGAAAAUAGGGCCCGGGGCAGUGUCGAACGUCGUCUCGAGGCUGGCGAGAUCAAAUUUUGA